UCUCAUAGUAUAUAAGGAAAAAUUUUAUUGGUUCUGUUUUAAAAUUAUUUUUAGUGAGAAUUCUUUGAAAUUUCUAUCGAAUUUCCAUUUGACGGGAAAAGUUACGCGACAAAAAAGGUGGACAAUCCUUCCGCGUACGGAACAUAUUUGCUGAAAAAAAUCGAUAAAAGUGAAAAUGAUGGAAAUUUGUAAAAAUCUUCUUUUGGAGUUUUAGUUUUGGGUUUUCUCGUAUUUCGUAUCGAUCUAAAUGAUACGAAAUUCUUUAAAAAAUAAUAAUUAAAUAUCACGCAGACAAAAAGUCUUCCAAUAAUAAUUAAGAAAAAUUAUUAAUUAAGGUUAAGUAAAAUUUAAGAUUCCAAGAAAUCACAAAAGUCUUCCAAAAAUAAGAAAAAAAAAUCAAUAGAGAUUAAAUCAAAAAACCCGUAAAAAUGGCAUUUCUCGACAACUUGAAGCAACUGCCCGUGAAAAAUGUGCUAAAUGUUGCGAUGCAAACGGCGGUUCAGCAUUUGCCGCACAAAUCGAGACAGAGCGAGUACCAACAGCCCGGCGGAAGUGGCGCACCAAACGUUCCGCCAAGGCCGCAGCAAAGUGACGGAUUCGCAGAGCAACAACAAGAUUAUGGAAGUCUUGGCAAUGGCGGUUUCGCAUCCGAAGGAUAUCAAGGGACGGAACCGUGCGAGAUGAAUCCCCUGAAUCCCUUUACGAAUCCAGCGGCAUUCCAUGAGCAGGAUGGCGUCGAACACCAAACGCAAUACCAAACGACGUCAUUCGUGGAAAAACAAGGAAGUAUCGAUUCAGUUGAUUCGGAUUCCUUUGCUGGCGGAGGCGAAGGCGGGGCACCGGGCAUCAAAAUUACCGAAAUUCAGGCAGCGUGGAAUGUUACGAAUGCUAUUCAAGGAAUGUUUAUCGUCAAUUUACCGUUCGCCGUGUUACGUGGCGGCUAUUGGGCUAUCAUUGCCAUGGUUGGAAUCGCUUACAUUUGUUGUUAUACGGGAAAGAUUCUCGUUGAAUGCCUCUACGAACCUGAUCCACAAACCGGACAACCAGUAAGAGUUCGCGAAAGUUACGUGGCAAUCGCAAAAGUUUGUUUCGGCAAACGAGUUGGUGCUCGAAUGGUAUUUACCGCGCAAAUUAUCGAACUUCUCAUGACUUGCAUCUUGUAUGUCGUCGUUUGCGGUGACUUGAUGUCAGGUACCUUUUCCGAAGGUGCUCUCGAUUCGCGUUCAUGGAUGUUGCUAUGCGGCGCCCUACUCAUGCCCCUCGCAUUCUUAAAGUCAAUUCAAACGGUCUCGGCACUUUCCUUCUGGUGCACCAUGUCUCACUUGGUAGUCAAUGCCGUAUUACUCGCCUACUGCUUACUCGAAAUUGGCGACUGGGGAUGGUCCAAAGUGAAAAUUGGCGUGGAUUUGAAGAAUUUUCCCAUCUCGUUGGGCGUCAUUGUCUUCUCGUACACCUCACAAAUUUUCCUACCCACCUUGGAGGGCAACAUGGAAGACCGAUCCAAGUUCAACUGGAUGCUUGAUUGGUCUCACAUUGCAGCGGCGGUCUUCAAAGCUGUCUUUGGCUACGUUUGCUUCCUCACUUUCCAAUCGGAUACGCAGCAGGUCAUCUCGAAUAAUCUCCAUUCGACCGGUUUUAAGGCCAUUGUCAAUCUUUUCCUCGUCAUUAAGGCGAUUUUGAGUUACCCCUUGCCGUACUUUGCUGCUCUCGAGCUGCUCGAACGUCAAUUAUUCCGCGGCAAACCGAAAACUCCGUUCCCGUCGAUUUGGGAACUCGAUGGCGAAUUGAAAGUUUGGGGUCUCGCAUGGCGCGUCGGAUUGAUCACGGGAACGAUUCUCAUGGCGAUCUUCAUUCCGCACUUUGCCAUUCUCAUGGGAUUCAUUGGCAGCUUCACCGGUACCAUGUUAAGCUUCAUUUGGCCUUGCUACUUCCACCUGAAACUCAAGGGACAUCUUCUUGACCAAAAAACCAUCGCCUACGAUUAUUUCAUUAUUUUCCUUGGAUUGCUGUUUGGCGUUGUGGGCAUCUAUGAUUCGGGAUCCGCGAUGAUUAGUGCUUUCGAAAUUGGAUUACCGUUUUAAAUUGCGACUUUUAUCCCCGUAUUGGUUUCCUUGUAAGAUAACCUUGAAUAAUGCUUGAAAAUAAUUAUUAUUAAAAAAAAUCACUGGACUUUAAGAAUGCGAUGGUAAAUUGUUACAUUUGAGAAAAAGAGUAGAAUUUAUAACAUAUCGAUAGAAUAUACAAUGAGGGGCAUUUGUGGAUGCUGCCGACAGAUGAGACACGAUUGACAUUCCUUUUAGGUUAAUGAUUUAACGGGUUAUUAGCUACAAAAUAUCGUUAGCUUAAGCUUUUUAUGAUUGCACAUCGACGGCAAUCUAACUUAUAU
Culicoides brevitarsis is the source of this 2386-nucleotide messenger RNA. RefSeq names its product vesicular inhibitory amino acid transporter (gene VGAT). The transcript has 5 exons. Bases 429 to 2081 code for a protein of 550 amino acids. Gene Ontology annotation, molecular function: L-amino acid transmembrane transporter activity. NCBI's taxonomy places the organism in Eukaryota, Metazoa, Arthropoda, Insecta, Diptera, Ceratopogonidae. Gene Ontology annotation, biological process: amino acid transmembrane transport. The record is from RefSeq and is a predicted model, not a curated record. Gene Ontology annotation, cellular component: vacuolar membrane.